Molecule: messenger RNA, 1263 nt
Organism: Fusarium poae
Lineage: Eukaryota; Fungi; Ascomycota; Sordariomycetes; Hypocreales; Nectriaceae
Exons: 1
Coding region: 1-1263 (420 amino acids)
Source: RefSeq, a predicted model, not a curated record
AUGAAGUUAGCAGUCGUUGCUCUCCUCACUGCUGUGCCAGCCAUUGUGGCUGCCCCGAGACCUGAGGUCAACUCUGGAUCCUCUAGUGCGCCAGCCAGGCGUGGGGAGCAUGUUCCCUCCAGGCGAGCUUAUCCAAUUGACAGGCAUUCCAGGAGGUGGAAUGCCUAUACCCGCGAUGCUUACCGCCGCCGGGUUGAGUACGAUUCUGAUGAAGAAGAGUACUCGAGGCCCGUAAGCGACAGCCGCGGAGGACGUGGGGGUGGGCGUGGGCGCGGAGGUAGCAGUGGAGGACCAGGUCGUGGUGGUCAUCCUGGAGGUGGUUCAAGUGGUUCAGGCGGCCGACCUGGUAGUCCUACAGGUGGUAGACCAGGUGAACAUCCAGGUGGUGGACCAAGACCUGGUCGACCUGGAGAUCAACCUGGAGGUCAUCCUGGCGGAGGAAAGCCAGGUGGUCAACCUGGUGAUCGACCUGGAGACCAACCUGGAGGUCGUCCUGGCAAUCAGCCUGGAGGUCAUCCUGAAGGCCCAGGAGGAGGAAGACCUGGUAGCCCUGGAGGACAGCCAGGCGGUGGUCGACCUGGAGACCAUCCUGGAGGUCGACCUGGCAAUCAGCCUGGAGGUCAUUCUGAGGGCCCAGGAGGAGGAAAGCCAGGCGGUCAACCUGGUGGUCAUCCUGAAGGCCCAGGGGGAGGAAAACCAGGUAGUCCUGGAGGACAGCCAGGCGGUGGUCGACCUGGAGGUCAACCUGGAGGAGGAAAGCCGGGUGGUCAGCCAGGUGGCCCAGGAGGAGGCAAGCCAGGAGAUCAGCCAGGUGGAGGAAAGCCAGGUGGCCCAGGUGGUGGAAAGCCAGGAGAUCAGCCUGGAGGAGGCAAGCCAGGUGGUCAACCAGGUGGCCCUGGAGGAGGAAAGCCAGGAGAUCAGCCAGGUGGAGGCAAGCCAGGUGAUCAACCAGGUGGCCCCGGAGGAGGAAAGCCAGGUGGUCCUGGAGGAGGUCAGCCAGGUGGCCCAGGAGGAGGAGGAAGUCAACCCGGCGGUGGAAGCCAGCCUGGUGGAGGAAGUCAACCCGGAGGUGGCAGUCAACCCGGAGGUGGCAGUCAACCCGGAGGUGGCAGUCAACCCGGAGGUGGCAGCCAGCCAGGAGGAGGUGGUGGAAGCCAGCCAGGAGGAGGUGGAGGAGGUGGUAGUCAACCCGGUGGUGGAGGAAAACCUGGUGGAGGAACCCAACCAGGUGGCGGCGGUAAACCCGGUGGUGGCAAGCUCUGA